Manis pentadactyla (Chinese pangolin) is the source of this 3432-nucleotide messenger RNA. RefSeq names its product THAP domain containing 12 (gene THAP12). Gene Ontology annotation, molecular function: protein dimerization activity. The record is from RefSeq and is a predicted model, not a curated record. The transcript is spliced from 5 exons. The coding region runs from base 188 to 2476 and encodes 762 amino acids. NCBI's taxonomy places the organism in Eukaryota, Metazoa, Chordata, Mammalia, Pholidota, Manidae.
CCCGGCCUCGGACCGCGGCGCCCCUCCUGCCCCUCGCGGCUUGUUGCCCGCCCACCCCUCCCCCCGGCGCGCCGGGCCUGCCGAGCCGGCCGGCUGGCCUGGCCCCCCUCCCCGGCCCCGACGGGCGGGCGGACUGCCCUGAGGAGGCGGGGAGGGGAGGGCUGGGCCGGCCGGCGGGCGGGCGACGAUGCCGAACUUCUGCGCUGCCCCCAACUGCACGCGGAAGAGCACGCAGUCGGACCUGGCCUUCUUCAGGUUCCCACGGGACCCGGCCAGAUGCCAGAAGUGGGUGGAGAAUUGUAGGAGAGCAGACUUAGAAGAUAAAACACCUGAUCAACUAAAUAAACAUUAUCGAUUAUGUGCCAAACACUUUGAGACCUCAAUGAUCUGUAGAACUAGUCCUUAUAGGACAGUUCUUCGAGAUAAUGCAAUACCAACAAUAUUUGAUCUUACCAGUCAUUUGAACAAUCCACAUAGCAGACACAGAAAACGAAUAAAAGAAUUGAGUGAAGAUGAAAUCAGAACACUGAAACAGAAAAAAAUUAAUGAAACUUCUGAACAGGAACAAAAGCACAAAGAAAUAAACAAUAGCAAUGCUCAGAACCCCAGUGCAGAAGAAGGGAGUGAAGAACAUGAUGAGGACAUUUUACCUUUAACCCUUGAAGAGAAGGAAAACAAAGAAUACUUAAAAUCUUUAUUUGAAAUUUUGAUUCUUAUGGGAAAACAAAACAUACCUCUGGAUGGACAUGAAGCUGAUGAAAUCCCAGAAGGUCUGUUUACUCCUGAUAACUUUCAAGCACUGCUGGAGUGCCGGAUAAAUUCUGGUGAAGAGGUUCUGAGAAAGCGCUUUGAGACCACAGCAGUUAACACAUUGUUCUGUUCAAAAACACAGCAGAAACAGAUGCUAGAGAUCUGUGAGAGCUGCAUUCGGGAAGAAACCCUCAGGGAAGUGAGAGACUCUCACUUCUUUUCCAUUAUCACUGAUGAUGUAGUAGACAUAGCAGGGGAGGAGCAAUUGCCUGUUUUGGUGAGGUUUGUUGAUGAAUCUCAUAACCUGAGAGAAGAAUUUCUGGGCUUCCUACCUUAUGAAGCUGAUGCAGAAAUUUUGGCUGUGAAAUUUCACACUACGAUAACUGAGAAGUGGGGAUUAAACAUGGAGUAUUGUCGUGGCCAGGCUUACAUUGUGUCCAGUGGAUUUUCUUCCAAAAUGAAAGUUGUUGCUUCUAGACUUCUAGAGAAAUAUCCCCAAGCUAUCUACACACUCUGCUCUUCCUGUGCCUUAAAUAUGUGGUUGGCAAAAUCAGUGCCUGUUAUGGGUGUGUCUGUUGCAUUAGGGACCAUUGAGGAAGUUUGUUCUUUUUUCCAUCAGUCACCACAACUGCUUUUGGAGCUUGAUAGUGUAAUUUCUGCCCUUUUUCAGACCAAUGAAGAAAAAAGUAAAGACCUGAAGGAAACUUGCCAUUCUCAGUGGACAGGCAGGCAUGAUGCUUUUGAAAUUUUAGUGGACCUCCUACAAGCACUUGUUUUAUGUUUAGAUGGUAUAAAUAGUGACACAAAUACUAGAUGGAAUAACUCAAUAGCUGGCCGAGCAUUUGUACUCUGUAGUGCAGUAACAGAUUUUGAUUUCAUUGUUACCAUUGUUGUUCUUAAAAAUGUUCUCUCUUUUACAAGAGCAUUUGGGAAAAAUCUCCAGGGACAAACCUCUGAUGUCUUCUUUGCAGCCAGUAGCUUGACUGCAGUGCUUCAUUCACUAAAUGAAGUGAUGGAAAAUAUUGAAGUGUAUCAUGAAUUUUGGUUUGAGGAAGCCACAAGUUUGGCAACCAAACUUGAUAUUCAGGUGAAACUCCCUGGGAAAUUCCGCAGAGCUCAGCAAGGUAACCUGGAAUCUCAGCUAACCUCCGAGAGUUACUAUAAAGAAGCUCUAAGUGUUCCAACAGUGGAACACAUUAUUCAGGAACUGAAAGAUAUAUUCUCGGAACAGCACCUCAAAGCUCUUAAAUGCUUAUCUCUGGUACCCUCUGUCAUGGGACAGCUCAAAUUUAAUACAUCAGAGGAGCACCAUGCUGACAUGUACAGAAGUGACUUACCCAAUCCUGACACACUUUCAGCUGAACUGCACUGUUGGAGAAUCAAGUGGAAACACAGAGGGAAAGAUAUAGAGCUUCCAUCCACCAUUUAUGAAGCCCUCCAUCUGCCAGACAUUAAGUUUUUUCCUAAUGUUUAUGCAUUGCUAAAGGUCCUAUGUAUUCUUCCUGUGAUGAAGGUUGAGAAUGAACGCUAUGAAAAUGGGCGAAAACGUCUCAAAGCAUACCUGAGGAACACUCUGACAGACCAAAGGUCAAGUAACUUGGCUUUGCUUAACAUAAAUUUUGAUAUAAAACAUGAUCUAGAUUUAAUGGUGGACACGUAUAUCAAACUCUAUACAACUAAGUCAGAGCUUCCUACAGAUAAUUCAGAAACCAUUGAAAAUACCUAAGAGUUUUAAAAUAAGCUUUCUCUUACAUUUGAUAUUUGAAAAAAAUCUAAUAAAUUUGAAAACAUCUUACUGUAAAGCUUUAAGAUAUAUGUAGGCCAUUUAAUCACUGAGUAUCCUGUACUGUGGGCUCCCCAUUGAGUACAUUAGCCAUUGAUAAUCUACCUAUUUAAAUAGCCUGUGUUUGAACUCUCAUGCUUUGGAGACUUGUUCUUCUGAAGACGGCAUUGAAAUUGCCACGUUGCAUAUCUGUGUGAUCUCUGCUAAUGGCACUUUGGAAUUGUUAAGUCAUUUUAGACGUAACAUUUAUUAUCACUGUGGAUCCAAUUAGGCAUUGAGUUACCAGUUCUUUGAAGAACUAAAUUUUGAGAUGUGGGAGGAAGGAACACAUUUUGUAAAAUGUUACAGUGAAGCUCAUGGCUAACCUUUGAGUAGUAGGUGUUUUAACUAUGUCAUUAAAAAUCUCUAAUGGACAGUCAAGGGAGUUAGCAGAGAGAGAAACAUGAGCUCUCUAAAUGGUUUCAGUGUAGAUUUUGUCUUUAUCAAAUGGACUUAAAGGAACAAGUUACAGUUAAAAUUUGAAUGGAAGAACCAUGGUGCCACAUCUGGUCAUUGCUGCUUACAUUCCUUUGUUGAGUCUACAGCCUCAUAAGCUUUGUAGCAGGUGUAUGUUUAAUGCUUCUGUUUCAUGGUCAGGACAGGAACUGACAGCUGAUCUGACUGUUUUCUUCUGUCUCUUCCGUGACUGUAUCUACAGCCUUGUCUUGAUUUAUAAACAAAACCUGGGAAAUCUACAAAAAUAAGUGUUUUGUGGUUUAUCUAGGAAUAAUACAGAAAAUAUUGCUGUUAUUUUUGGUGAAGAAAACCAAUUUUGUAUAGUUUAUUUCAACCUAAAUAAAAUGUGAAUUUUGUUACAGUUCAGUUACAUUAUGUUUGGUGGUCGGGGGACAAAGCAGAGU